Molecule: messenger RNA, 561 nt
Organism: Manacus vitellinus (golden-collared manakin)
Lineage: Eukaryota; Metazoa; Chordata; Aves; Passeriformes; Pipridae
Product: late histone H2B.L4
Exons: 3
Coding region: 1-480 (159 amino acids)
Cellular component (GO): nucleosome
Molecular function (GO): structural constituent of chromatin; protein heterodimerization activity; DNA binding
Source: RefSeq, a predicted model, not a curated record
AUGAAAGAGAAAGAAUUGAAACAGUUCAAGUCUAGACUGGUACAUGAUGACCCCCUUUCCUGUCAGCACGGCCUGGAUGUUGGGCAGCACGCCGCCCUGCGCGAUCGUCACCUUGCCCAGCAGCUUGUUGAGCUCCUCGUCGUUGCGGAUGGCGAGCUGCAGACCCAAAAGAAAGGUGACAAGAAGCGUAGAAAGACUAGGAAAGAGAGCUACUCCAUCUACGUGUACAAGGUGCUCAAGCAGGUGCACCCCGACACGGGCAUCUCCUCCAAGGCCAUGGGCAUCAUGAACUCCUUCGUCAACGACAUCUUCGAGCGCAUCGCCGGCGAGGCCUCGCGCCUGGCGCACUACAACAAGCGCUCCACCAUCACCUCGCGGGAGAUCCAGACGGCCGUGCGGCUGCUGCUGCCUGGCGAGCUGGCCAAGCACGCCGUCUCCGAGGGCACCAAGGCUGUCACCAAGUACACCAGCUCCAAGUAGGGCGUCUCGGACCGUCACUUUCAACCCAAAGGCUCUUUUAAGAGCCACCCAUAUAUUCAGUAAAAGAGUCUGUCACACUAA